This is a messenger RNA of Fasciola hepatica (liver fluke), 612 nucleotides long. Lineage: Eukaryota; Metazoa; Platyhelminthes; Trematoda; Plagiorchiida; Fasciolidae. The record is from the annotation of a GenBank genome assembly.
AUGGACGACCCGCAAGUACCAAUGACUGAGUUGGAACAGAUAAGGUUCAAAAUGAACCAAACGACGGAUGAGUCAUUGGAAGCGUCCCGUCGGAUGAUGGCUCUCUGUGAGGAAGCUAAAGAAGCAGGAAUCUCUACUUUAGUCAUGCUAGACGAUCAGGGCGAACAAUUGGAUCGAAUCAAUGAGGGCAUGGAUCAGAUUAAUCAAGACAUGAAAGACGCAGAAAAGAAUUUGGAUGAUUUAAACAAAUGUUGUGGCCUGUGUGUGUUGCCAUGGAAAAAAGUGAAGAAGAAGGAUGAUUACACAAAGCAGCUGAAAGAUGAAGACAUGCGGGGUGGCGGUGAUGGUCCUCGGAUCAUCGUUGAUCAGAACGGCAUGGGACCCACCGGCGGGUACAUUACUCGUAUUACUAACGAUGCUCGUGAAGAUGAGAUGGAUAACAAUCUACAAGAAGUAUCUGGUAUGAUCGGAAAUCUACGCAAUAUGGCGAUUGAUAUGGGAAGCGAGAUCAAUCAACAAAAUGCUCAGGUUGAGAGGAUACAAAUAAAGGCUCGUUCCAACGCUGAGCGCAUCAAAAAGGCAAACGAACAGGCCAGCAAACUACUAAAAUGA